AUGAAUGAAUUAGUUGUAAGUUACUUUGGCUCAGUCUGGCAAAUUCUGUGGCUUGAAUCCUAUUUCUUGACUGGAAUAAUAACUCCAAACAUUGCGAUAAGCGAAUACGUUUAUGGAUUGGCACAUUUGAUAUUUUAUGCUACUAUCACUUUUGAUUUCGAAAAUAUUGAUUUAGCUAUCGUUGUUGAUUAUAUUGUUAUCAGCGAUUCAUAUUCCGAUGAAUAUCUUCCGCAGUUCUUAUGUGCUUCAACGAAUAUAACACAAACACAAACAUUGGAAGAAAAUUUUGCUUGUCAUAAGAUUUGA
Molecule: messenger RNA, 306 nt
Organism: Dracunculus medinensis (Guinea worm)
Lineage: Eukaryota; Metazoa; Nematoda; Chromadorea; Rhabditida; Dracunculidae
Source: the annotation of a GenBank genome assembly